AAACUCAAAAUUAGGGUUUAUCAAUCCAGUAAUAAUUUCUUCAACAGCAAUCAACAUCAUGAUUCGAUCUUCUUCACGUUCGUUACACAAAUUAGCUUCGUUGUGUAGAUCCUGGUCGUCCGUUUCAUCAUCCCGAUCACCGAUAUCCUCACAGAUAACUGUCACCGCCAUUCGCCGGUUAACAACCGAUGUGACGUCACUUAAUAGACGAGAAACCGGAAAUUUCAGCUCUUUAGUUAAUCUACGGUCGAGAUUUCAUGUUUCUAGGGUUAAUUCUGAAGCGAGAUCGUUUGCAUCAAAAGCUUCACGAUCAACAAGUGAGAAUGCGUCACAGAGUAGGAAAGAGGUUACUACCGUUGAAGAUCCAUUUGACGCACCCACUUACAAUAUACCGGAAAAGCCAAUGACAUUUACCGAAGGAGCUUCGUAUAGUGUUGUUAUCCUGGCAGGACUUGGAAUUGCUGCUGCAGCGGGAUAUGGUGUCUUUAAAGAACUUAUAUUUGAACCCAAAGAGUACAAGGUUUUUAACAAGGCCCUGAAGAGAAUUCAAGAUGAUAGUCAGGUGAGGGUUAGGAUUGGCUCGCCUAUAACUGGAUACGGUCAAGAAAGCAGAAACCGGGCAGCUCGUCAACGAAUCCCUAAUAGAGUCUGGAAGGAUGAUGAUGGUGUUGAGCAUGUUGAGGUAAAUUUUUAUAUCCGGGGCCCACAUGGAGCUGGCAAGGUUUUCGCCGAGAUGUUUAAAGACAACGAGGACAAGCAAUGGAAGUAUAUGUAUCUUCAAGUCGAGAUACACUCGCCAUCCCCGUCAAGGAUGCUGCUUGAAUCUUAUCUUCCCGCCUGAUUAAAGAAAUGCACUAUGUAAUUCAACGUCAGUAAUACAUAAAGGCAAAUGAUAACAAGCACUCCUCUGUUUUGCCGAUAUAUAAAGCUCAAGACACCGGUCUGAAUGGGUUUGAACCUGUUGUCAGUUUUCGAUAUGACUAUUUUGUACCAUUUUCAUCCCUUCCUUUUUCUGUCUAGUGGUUCGGCAGUAAACGGAAGGAGAAAAACCUUGUUUGGUUACUUUGAAAGGAAGUAAUUUAAAGAAACCAAAACAAAAAGAAAGUUGAUUGUUGGACUACUUGUUAUGUUUUGUUUUCCUGA
Helianthus annuus (common sunflower) is the source of this 1143-nucleotide messenger RNA. RefSeq names its product probable mitochondrial import inner membrane translocase subunit TIM21. NCBI's taxonomy places the organism in Eukaryota, Viridiplantae, Streptophyta, Magnoliopsida, Asterales, Asteraceae. The transcript is spliced from 7 exons. Gene Ontology annotation, biological process: protein import into mitochondrial matrix. The record is from RefSeq and is a predicted model, not a curated record. Gene Ontology annotation, cellular component: TIM23 mitochondrial import inner membrane translocase complex. Bases 59 to 841 code for a protein of 260 amino acids.